UCUGCGCUCCCUCAUUGGAGAAGCUUAACCGUUUACCGUUUCUCUCACAAAGAACCGUUAAAUCCUUUUAUUUUUGUUCUCUAAGGCAUUCUCAUUACCAAAUCAUUGCAUUCUUUUAUAUCAGAUCCAUUCUUAACCCUUUGAUUUGAUCCUAAACAAAGGGUGCAGGGGAGCCUCUGAAUUCCUUUUAUAGCUGAUCUAAGUGGUAGAGGGAGCUUAAGUGGGAUUUCAUGAGUCAGGUGAGGUGGAAGCAAGUUCAAAGGAGGGAUCAAGGAUAAAGUUGGCGUUUCUAGGUGAUAAUUCUACUCCUAGAAAAGAACCUGAAUGCUGAAUGCUGUUCAUUGUUGAUAUGGUUCUAUAGAGUGACAAUCCUUGGUAGGUUGGAAAAUGGCUUUUGUUUGUGAGGAAGAGAAAACUGAGGAUUACCUUUUCAAGAUUGUAUUGAUUGGUGAUUCAGCUGUUGGGAAAUCGAAUUUACUUGCAAGAUUCGCUAGGGAUGAGUUCUACCCUAAUUCAAAAUCAACCAUAGGAGUAGAGUUUCAAACCCAGAAGAUGGAUAUAAAUGGAAAGGAAAUUAAGGCACAAAUCUGGGAUACGGCUGGUCAGGAGCGCUUCAGGGCUGUUACAUCUGCAUAUUACCGAGGUGCAGUUGGAGCUCUCCUUGUGUAUGACAUCAGUAGACGACAGACUUUUGAUAGCAUUAGCAGAUGGCUAAAUGAACUUCACGCUCACUCUGACAUGAAUGCAGUCACCAUUUUAGUGGGCAACAAGUUGGAUCUCAGGGAUGCCAGGGAAGUAUCCACUGCAGAAGGAAAGGCCCUGGCAGAGGCACAGGGUUUGUUUUUUAUGGAGACUUCUGCCCUUGAUUCCUUCAAUGUGGCAGCUGCGUUUCAGACAGUUGUUAAAGAGAUCUACAACAUAUUGAGCCGGAAAGUUAUGAUAUCUCAUGAGCUCAAGAAGCAGGAUACUUCAUUGAAUGGGCCGACUGUUGUUUUACAGGGGGAUGAGAACCAACAAUCUGGUACAGAGGAUAAAAAGGGCGGGUGCUGUUGAUCCUAACUCUUCAGGAAAAACGAUCCUCUGCUCCAGUCCAUUUUCUGGCUCUCCGCCUGAAGUACCCACUGAUGUUCCUGAUAUAUCUUCUUCUACAUGUGUUCAUUUCUUGAUGCCAUU
Messenger RNA from Durio zibethinus, 1173 nucleotides. RefSeq names its product ras-related protein RABA5a-like. NCBI's taxonomy places the organism in Eukaryota, Viridiplantae, Streptophyta, Magnoliopsida, Malvales, Malvaceae. Gene Ontology annotation, molecular function: GTP binding; GTPase activity. The record is from RefSeq and is a predicted model, not a curated record.